Molecule: messenger RNA, 883 nt
Organism: Zootoca vivipara (common lizard)
Lineage: Eukaryota; Metazoa; Chordata; Lepidosauria; Squamata; Lacertidae
Gene: CALCB
Product: calcitonin related polypeptide beta
Biological process (GO): adenylate cyclase-activating G protein-coupled receptor signaling pathway; regulation of cytosolic calcium ion concentration
Cellular component (GO): extracellular region
Molecular function (GO): calcitonin receptor binding; hormone activity
Source: RefSeq, a predicted model, not a curated record
GAAACGCACACCGAGGCCGCCACCUGCACUACGCUUUCCUCAACAAGCUUUGCAUCUGAAGAGACAACGCUAUGGCCAUGGUGAAGAUGUGCUCCUUCCUGGCUGUCUAUGCUUUGGUGGUGUGUCUGAUGGACAGCUCCCGGGCAGUCCCGCUAAGACCUGGCUUGGAGCCUGUCACAGACCGAGGGAGCCUCGGCGACUACGAAGCCCGGCGGUUGUUAAGCGCUCUGGUGAAGGAAUACCUGGGGGAAGAGCUGGAGCGGGCGAGCGAAGGGAACAGUGUGACAACUCAGAAGAGGGCAUGCAACACAGCCACCUGUGUGACCCAUCGUUUGGCAGACUUCCUGAGUAGGUCAGGAGGAGUGGGCAAGAACAACUUUGUACCCACCAAUGUUGGCUCAAAAGGUUUUGGCAGGCGAAGAAGAAAUGUUCAAAUGUAAUCUGCUGAAUGACCCCCUGGAAUAUGAUUGCCAUGAAACUGAGCAGCAAACGCCUUUUAAUUUCUCUUGAAAGCAACUUUCUUCCAUAAAUCAAGAUGGCCGAAUAAAAGACUCAUUUUUGCAUCCUUCUAAUAUUGAAGAAAUGUUUUUGUUUUGAAAUUAAAUUGAAGCACUUCUGUUAUAUAUAUAUGAGAUAUAUAUAUAUAUCUCAAGAUAAUUAUUCAAAUUAAAUUAUUGUAUAUCCUUUUUAUAUGCAGUUCUAUUUCAAAUAAAAUGUGACAGCAUCUAUUUAUUUACUUAUUUAUCUUCUAGCAUAUCUGUGAAAUAUGACCCAUGCUAUUUAUCUUGGCAAUACUGCCAAAUCUCGGGGAUUACACUAAAUUGCUGCCUAUCAAGGUAUAUCUGUAAGAUAUGGUGUGCUGUGCCUUGAUGUAAAACAGUUA